Molecule: messenger RNA, 1551 nt
Organism: Paramecium tetraurelia
Lineage: Eukaryota; Ciliophora; Oligohymenophorea; Peniculida; Parameciidae
Exons: 6
Source: RefSeq, a predicted model, not a curated record
AUGAUGAAAUAGGAGCAAGAUAAGAGUAUUUGGGAAUGGGUUCCUUGUAAUUACGAUGUAAAGCGCAUAGUAAAGGAUACUCAAACUUCUUGGAAUCUGAGUCCAUAAAUAUCUCUUAAGAUUCCAGCAGAGAAUGGGACCAUCGAUCCAAUCAUCAACAUAAAGAUUGAUUAGAGCAGACCAUUUAUUUAUUCAGAUAAUUUGGGGUGGAAUUGGCAUAAAAGUUGGAAUCUUCCUGACAUUGGCUUGGAAAUGGAAGUAUAGUUUUAUAUGUUAUCACUUUCCUUAGAUUACAGACCCUUAGACUAACGAGCGCCUUGCCCCUCCAAAUAACAUAUAUGUAUCCAUCGAAAUUAUAGCAAGUGUAAACUGCAAAUCGUCAAGCCGAUCAUAACUCCGAUGAAGACUCAUCAUCUGCUGGAGGUUGGAGCCAAGGGAAACUUAAAAGUGGAUAUGGAGAAUGGGAAAUGCAUUUUCUCAGGCCUGAAGUUCAACACCACUUCUUAUAAUCAUGAUCAUUAACGAUUUCAUAUUGUGAUAACAUUGUAUUUGUGUCAGAGUAAAUUCGAAUUUCCCCAGAUUUUGGAUUCUCGCAUCUCCCCUCCUAUAUUCGUAGAUUCCCGAAAAUCAGCCAGAGAUAUCGUCAAACAGAAAAUCCAAAAAUUGCAAUCCUAUUUCGACCCUUUUCUACCCAAUAAUUUGGAGAAAUAGUUUUUAAUUAUCAAGCCCUCCAAUUAGGAAGUCAUUAAAAAUUCUAUUGAAGGACUCAUCAAUUAUUUCACUGCUCCAAAUAUACGGCAUAAAGUUAAGCAUCCCAUUUUCUUACUACUUAAAUUCAGUGCUUGUAUCUCAUUGUAUGUAAACUCUGCUAAAAUUAAAUUUACAGAACCUGACAAUUUGAUCUAAACCUUACAACAUGUCCUCUCUACCAGCAAUGCAUUGCAAGGGAUUCAGAAGAUAGAUCAGAAACUCAUCAUCCUAUACAUUGAUUGUAAGGCCAACGAAACAAAAUCUCAAUAGAAUAUGAAAAAGAUUCUAGAAUUUCUUGAACCUCUUAACAAUGAUUGUGUUUAGGUUAUUAUGGAUAUUAAUGAUGUACCUAAGGGCUUCAUCCAAAUUGAAAAUCUAGAUUAAAUGCAGCAAGCCUACCACAGAGUUUAUAAUUCUUUAUUGAAAUAUAAAAGAGAAGAUGAUUAAAUUGAUUAAGAAUAAUUAGAAGAGGAGUAUAAUGCAAAAAUUCCAGAAAAAAAGAAGAAAAAGGAACUUAAGGAACCUGAGUAACUCGUUAAUCCUGAGAGAAUAAGGAAAAUUAUUCACAUUUCAGGUACUCUUCCCAACCAAAGUUCAAAUUCGAUGCCUGAACAAGAAAGUAACCAGAUCAAAAUGGAAUAAUAAUUCUCUAUACCCAAUAAUGUGUAAUUGAGACUGCCAAACCAAGAGUAAUCAUAACAGUAUUUGUAAUAAUCGCAACUACAAUAACAAUAACUAUAAUAGAAUUUAGCCUUCAAUCCAAUGUCAUUAUGGUUGUAUCUAUAAAAACUUCCUUCAUGA